Molecule: messenger RNA, 1935 nt
Organism: Lodderomyces theae
Lineage: Eukaryota; Fungi; Ascomycota; Pichiomycetes; Serinales; Debaryomycetaceae
Exons: 1
Coding region: 1-1935 (644 amino acids)
Source: RefSeq, a predicted model, not a curated record
AUGCUGCUAUCGCAGGUAUUUGACAACGAUUUUACUUCAGAUCUGGCUUUCCAUAUUGCUUCGGCAGACUCCCAAAAGUCCAAUGAGAAGGGCAUCGAACUGCCUAUCGAGAACACUACAUCAGCUAAAUCGAUUAGUGACGAAGAACAACCCGAUUUUGAGUCAAAGGACAGCUCGCCGUAUCAUUCAGAAGACCACAAGCCCUCUUUUAAUUAUGAUUUGGAGAUUUUCAACUUGUGCAAAGAGUACUUGAACACCAAAAACCACCAUGGGUUGGCUUUAAUUGCAAGACAAAAGGGAAUUCCUCCGUUUCUUCGAUUCAAAGUGUGGCCCAUUCUUUUGAAAUAUCAUCCGUUUGUGCUAGAUCCAUUCAUACAACCUGACAAUGAAAUCAUCAAUGAGUCGAGCGACGUUGAGAGCACCUCAAGCAAGGAAACGUCGUCGUCGUCGUUAUCGUCGUUGUCCUCGAAAGGCUAUUUCAGCCAAUCAGAAAGUGAAUACGAAACGAGACCAGAGAGUCGUAAAGAUUCAGAUGCAAGUACUGAGAUUGAAAGAAAGAUUAAGAAGGACAUUUCGAGAUAUAUUCAACGUCUCUACUACUUGAAAUCUCACGAUUUGACGGCUACUGAAAAGGAAAUCAUUCACACAUUGGAAUGUGCAGUACUCAAGUUUACUUUAAAAUGGGCAAAGAUCAUCAAAUAUGACACAUCUUUAUGUUGGAUGGCGUUGAACUUGGCAGAAUGGUUUCCUCCGUUGCCAAGGACGCCGUGGGUUUUGGUGGGAAGGGAUCACUCGCAAAAGGGAUCUUCAUUGAUUGCUAGUGUCGUUGAUGACUACUCAAACUACAUCGACCAUAUUCCAGGGUUGGACAAGUACCUUGACGAAUUGAUCUACAAGAACGAAACGAUUUCCAACAUGAAGUUUCAAGAUGUGUAUGAAAGACUUGUUUUGGUGUUGUUGCAUUGCCCGGAACCGAAAACAAAUAUGGCAGUGGACGGCGAGGUUCCCCAUUCAAGCGAUCAAAAAGAUGAGAGAAAACAGCUCAAGGUGAACAAGACUACACUACCAAUAACAGGCGGAACUAUUGAGCAGAGAGUUUCCUUUUUCAUUUUUUGCCUCCGUAAAUUGCUACCUGAACUAGCUCAGCAUUUCCAUGAGGAACAAAUUCUAUCCAAAUUUGGGUGUCUGGACGAUGAAUGGUUGAUAUGGUGGCUCAAGUUUUGUGGGACAAAAGUUUGGUCCAAACACGAUCGUGGGCGAAUUUGGGAUUACCUCUUGGGCUGGAGGCUCAAGAACCCUAAACGAAGCUUCAACUAUUAUUAUGAAAAGUUGAACUAUGUGAACCGAAACACUUUACAAAAGUUGGGUCCUGAUGUAUUUUGGACGGUUGGAUCUGCUGAAAACGAGAAACCUAAUGUUGACCUAAGAAGAAAUUCGUUUCGAGAUUUGAUCAAUGAGUUGAACAACGAGCUUCAUAUUUCAAAAUCCGAUCUUUCUCUGGCAUCAUCCCCUAAGUCGCCAAACAAAUCCAAAGGCGACAACAACCAACCCAAUUUAGCCAUUCCUUUUUCAAGAAUUGAUCCCCACAUUUCAUUAAUAUUUAUAUCUAUAUCUUUACUCAAGUCAAAGGAGAACACCUUGGUGGAACUCGAUCAACAUGAAAUUAGACAAUUUCUAUCGAGACUUCCAUCCAAGUCAUACAAAUACAAUCAAAAAUCGAGAAAGCGAUCGAACCAGAGUAUGAACUCGUCAUCGAACUCGAGAAAUGGCUCUCCGCCCUUGCCACCGAAUGAAGAAGCUCCUACGAGUAGCAUCAUCAUAUCUAAUGACAUGCGAAACGACAAACACAAGAUAAACUUUAUCGACAAUAUUAUUUCGGAGGCGGGUGAGUUGUGGCGAAAAUGGUUGUGGUCAGAGUUUGUUGAAGAUAGUUAA